Molecule: messenger RNA, 2011 nt
Organism: Paramormyrops kingsleyae
Lineage: Eukaryota; Metazoa; Chordata; Actinopteri; Osteoglossiformes; Mormyridae
Gene: slc2a1c
Product: solute carrier family 2, facilitated glucose transporter member 1
Biological process (GO): dehydroascorbic acid transport
Cellular component (GO): plasma membrane
Molecular function (GO): D-glucose transmembrane transporter activity
Source: RefSeq, a predicted model, not a curated record
UUUACAGAAAGACAGAAAUAAGGGACGUGGGGACACAGACCACUUGAAAAUAUUGUCAGGAAGUUAUUUCUCUUCCCACAAAAUUAAUGGAUAUGAAGAAGAGCCCCAUGACCCGAGUUCUCCUGAUGUCCAUUGGAGCAGCAGUAUUAGGUUCUCUCCAGAUUGGAUACCACACCGGUAAUGUCAAUGCCCCAGCCAAGAUAAUUCAGGAAUUUUUCAAUGUGACCUGGACGUCUCGCCAUAAGAAGUUUCUGCAAGACGGCAGCCUGACGAUGCUCUGGUCGCUUGCGGUCAGCAUUAAGGAUUUGGGAGCUUUGCUGGGCUCACUGGGAGUUAAAGGGUUGGCAGAUACCUUUGGCAGGCGUGACUCCAUCCUGAUAGCCAAUUCGCUGUCUGUGCUGGGUGCCUGCCUCAUGAUCAUAUCCAGGGCCACUGAAUCCUUGGAGGCGCUCAUCGCAGGCCGCUUAGUUUUCGGCCUGUUCUGCGGCCUGGCUAUGAGCCUCAACCCCCUCUACAUUCAGGAGGUGUCCCCCACCGAACUGCGUGGGGCCUUUGCAACACUCAACCAGGUUUCCUUUGCCUCUGGCAUUUUUCUGGGAAUGGUGGUGGGCUUGGAUACAGUGCUGGGCACAGAAAAGUACUGGGCCUUGAUGUUUUCACUGUCCCUCAUCCCUGCACUCCUGCAGUUUCUAACCCUACCUUUCUGUCCUGAAAGCCCUCGCUACCUCCUUAUUAACUGUGGAAAGGAGGAACAAGCGGAGGCAGCCCUUUGCCGACUGAGAAGAAGUACAUACAAAGUACAGAAUGAAUUAAUGGAAAUGAAAGAGGAGGCCUCUCACGCCCAGUCAAGAGUCACAAUAGGAGAGUUCUUCAUUAAGCAUAGUUACAAACAGCCGAUCUUCAUUGUUCUGAUUGUCAAUCUGGGCAGCCAGCUUUCCGGGUUCAAUGCGAUCAUAAAUUACUCCACCAAGAUCUUCUCCAGGUCUGGCUUUGAAAACCCCAAAUACCUGACACUGGGGGUGGGGGCUGUCAAUGUUACUUUCACUGUCGUUGCGUUCUUUCUAGUGGAGAGGGCGGGUCGCAGGAAACUUCUACUAAUCGGUUUCCUGUCUUUAGCAAUAUGUAACCUUUUGAUGACCAUCACAGAUACAUUACUGCACACUGCCCCAGCUCUUUGCAGUCUGCAAGUCCUUCUGGUAUUUAUCCUGAUCUCGGCCUAUGAGGUUGGGCCUGGUCCUAUCUCUUGGUUUAUUGGUGCCGAGCUGUUUGACCAGCCAGCCAGACCUAUCGCCAUGGCGUUCACCAGCAUGCUCAAUUUUGGUGGCAAGUUCCUGCUGGCUCUGCUUUUCCCACCAUUGCUGAAAGUAUGCGGUGCUUAUGUCUACCUCCUCUUCGUGACUGUGGCCCUCCUGGCUCUGAGCUACACGUUUCUGCGGCUCCCCGAGACAAAAGGGCGGACAUUUGAUGAAAUCGCUGCCGAGUUUCGAGGGACCGAAUGCAUUCCGUUACACAAUCAGUCAGGAUUCAACACAUUUACCUGAUCUGCCAAAUCUGGCUUCACUUCGUGACGUGAGUUUUACCAUGUGACUUACUGACAGCUGUAGCACAAGAUCUUUGUUGACAUUAUAUUAUAUGUAUGUUGAGUCUUAAACUUCUAAAGAUCAUUGUCUGUCUUUACAACUGUAUUCAUUUACAAAAACAACACAAAUAAAUACGACUACCUAUACUUCUAUAGAAUUGAAUAAAAUCUGUAGAAUUGUCAUAUGACCAUAAUAAAUGUAAGGCAAACAUGAAUAUUGUGGCUACAAGAACUACCAAAAAAAAUGACUGAAAUGCUGAAGAUGAAAUUCUCUCAGUUUAACACCAGAGGGCAGUGUUACAUAUAUCGCAGAAGAUGAAAUGGUUUUUCUGUGGUCUGAGCUGUCUUAUAUCUACAAAAUAUAUAAAUAGUCAUAUGUAGUCAACAUAUGCUUUUAUUUUAUAUUCUUUUUAUGUUGUAAUUUUCAUUCCU